AUAAAAUUGUUGUUAAAUUACUAUGAUGAUAUUUUACACUGAUAAUGUAGCGAAGUACAUGUAACGCAGCUGUCUCUCUAGAAACCUCGUCAACAUGGAUACGGUUAUUUUAAAUGUUGGAGGAACAAUUUUUGAGAUUUCAUGGAAGCUUUUGAAAAGUUAUCCGGGCACUAAACUUGCAGAGCUUUCUGAAAACUGUCCAGAAUUUCGAAAAGAAAAAAAUGAGUAUUAUUUUGACAGGAAUCCAGAAAUUUUUAACGUGAUUUUAGACUUUUAUCGCUAUGGUGAACUACAUUUCCCAUCAAACCUCUGUACACGACUGCUUCAAAAGGAAUUAAUUUUUUGGAAUAUUGAGAGCAGUAUAGAAUCAUGCUGCAUGCAUCCUUACUUAAAAUUUGAAAGCCAAGUUAAAUUGUUGGAUAAAAUAAACGAAUCAAAGAGCACUUGCCAGGAGUGUUUUGAUACUCUUCCUCGUGGUUUGCGGUUUCGGAGAACGAUAUGGACUAUAAUGGAAGAACCAUUGUCAUCCAAAGCAGCGAAGGUGUACAUGGUGUUCUAUUUCAUGGUGAUCCUGAUAUCUACGGUUGUCAUUCUUCUUAGUUCUCAUGCAGAUUUCCGAGAAGAGAGACGUGAAUUUAACGGAAAUUCAACAGAAAUGAGAAUCUAUUUACAGGUCCAGCAUGUGAACGAAAAAGUAAUCACAUUUGUUUUGAACCGCCCAUUUCUAGUUCUGGUUAUAUUGGAAAGAAUGACCGAUUUAUUUUUUGUCGUUGAAAUGGCUGUUCGCUUUUCUGUCUGUCCCUGCAAGAAGACAUUUUUUAAAAGUCUACUGAAUGUUCUUGAUCUUAUUAUUAACAUUGCAAUAAUUGCGAAAUUUGUUUUGGAGAACUAUUACAUUGCCAUUUACAAAAGUCGCUCUUUAUACAUUAUUUAUGCAUGUUGUCAUGCCGUUGUAAUUUUCAGACUUACCCGUGUUUUCCGUUUUGCUUUGCAAUUCAGUGGUAUUCGAAUUUUGUUUCUUGCAUUGUGGGAUAGCCUUAAGGAUCUCUCAAUGUUGCUACUUAUGUGUCUAACAUUGGCAAUAAUCUUUGCUAACAUGAUAUUUUAUGCCGAAUUUUCAAACUUCACGUUUUCAAACAUGUUUCAAGGAAUUUGGUUUGCUAUUGUUACCAUGACAACUGUCGGGUAUGGAGACAUAUAUCCGGUCACAACACUCGGUUGUACUGUAGGUGCAUUUUGCGCCCUUUCUGGAAUAAUUAUUUUAGCAGUACCUAUCGCCAUCGUUGCCGGUAACUUCACAACAUAUUACAAGAAAUAUACGGAGUUUCAGAUGAUAAAAGGAAUGCAAGAUGAUAGACCUUUAACUCGAUCACAAAUAUCCAUUUGAAAUUAUUAAAACGGUUAAAUUUUGCAUAGCGCAAAAACCAGAUUUAAUAGUAAGUUAAAUAUAGCCAUCCGGGCUCGUUGUAUCUUUUUUUCAAACCAGCUUUUUCCGUUGUUUAUUCUAUACAUAAAUAAGUAGUUUUGACACGCGACGAAUCGAAACAAGCGGAUUGUAUCAAUAGAUGCAGAAAACAAUGUUUACAUUUAAUUAGAAAUUGAUAAGAAUAUCAAGAUUUAAACAUUCGUUAGAUUUGUGGGUUGAAUGAAUCAGAGCAUUAUUAUUCAAUCUAAAUUGCUAUACAUAUAUAACUAGUUAACGUCUGAAAAAUCUUUAUUUCUAGCUACAGGUAAUAGAUUUUUUUUAUUUGCAGUGUUAUUUACAGAUGAGUUUUGCUAUUGCUAGUUAAAUAUUACAAAUUAUUGAUCUGCAUUAAAUUGAUUAUCUAAAUACAGUAAUAUGUGUUAUUUUGUUCUAUAUUGUAUUUUGUAUAUUGUUAAACAAUGUUCUACCAUAUUUCGAACUUGGUCACGAUUUAAUAAGAUGUCUGAUUGUAGACUUAAUAAGAAAAUUUUCCUUGAAGUAAUAAUCUCAGUUUUAAUCAAGUAAAGACUUGGAACUGUAGAGUGGAUAAAAAGUUUAAAGAACUUGAUCUUAAUCAGUAUUGUAAAAAUAAAUGUUGAAUGUAUGUUUAGCAAGUCUGUUAUUAAAGAUAUUGAAAACAACCUUUUUAUUAUGUACCAGAAUAAAUGGCAUUCAAAUUAUUGUACAGAAAAAAAUAUUUAAGUAUUACAGAAGUGCAUAUGCUAAAUUUAAAGCAGGUGUCGCUCCAAAUAGAAUUGAAAAUGGCAGGUAUGAAGGUAUAGACGUAAAAGAAAGGUGUUGUUUUAAUUGUAGAAAGCAUUAUUUAGAUAUAUAAUAAUUGAAGAUGAAAAACAUGUGCUGUUAGAAUGCACAGAAUGUGCAGAUUUACGAACGAUCUUUUUUAACAGUGUUUGUAACGUAGAAAGUAGUUUAAUACUUUGUGUAAUGAGGAAAAGUUUUUAUUUAUGUUUCAUAACGACAGAGUUUGCUAUUUUACAGCCAAAAUCUUCAAUGAAAUACUGUUUAAGAGAAAAUGUAUUUUAUACUCGUAUAAACUGUAUGUAAAUAAUGGUUUUUUUUAUUGUCUGUUUGGGAUUACAAAAGAAUUGCUUUUUAAUAUUAUGGUGGUUUAUGCUAAGAUAUUAUAUUGAUAUAUGUUAUAUAUGUAAUAUAAAUGUUGUUUUUUAAUGUGUGUUUUAAAGUCUCUCAUAACUCUUCUU
Mytilus californianus (California mussel) is the source of this 2685-nucleotide messenger RNA. Its product is annotated as potassium voltage-gated channel subfamily C member 3-like. Gene Ontology annotation, molecular function: protein binding; voltage-gated potassium channel activity. Gene Ontology annotation, cellular component: voltage-gated potassium channel complex; membrane. Lineage: Eukaryota; Metazoa; Mollusca; Bivalvia; Mytilida; Mytilidae. The coding region runs from base 95 to 1387 and encodes 430 amino acids. The transcript has 2 exons. Gene Ontology annotation, biological process: protein homooligomerization; potassium ion transmembrane transport. The record is from RefSeq and is a predicted model, not a curated record.